CAUCUCCGUGCACUCACUACAGAGCAAGGCUGUAUCAAGAAGCCUGUGCCUGCAUCGUCAGCGCCGAAAAAUAAGACUCCAUGGUGGUUCAGCAAGCGUCUCCCAUCAAUCAUGCCGGGCCAUCGUCACGCCCAGGCAACGCACACCCAGCCGCAUCCACGGCUUCGAAGACCGUAGUGAUCAAGCUCGGCACGUCCUCCAUUCUCUCCGAAUCGACCUUCACCCCGCGUCUGUCCAUCCUGUCGUCGCUGGUGGAGACUUGCCAUGCUUUACGGCAAGCAGGACACAAGGUCCUGUUCGUUUGCUCCGGCGCAAUCGGAAUGGGAAGGGUCAAAAUGGACAUGGGCAAGACUGGACCGCCCAAGAGCGUUGGUGAACGGCAGGCGCUUGCAGCUAUCGGUCAAUGCAGACUGAUGGCGCUUUGGGACUCAUUAUUCAGUCAGCUCGGACUUAGCGUAGCACAGGUGCUUCUCACAAAGUAUGACAUUGCUGAUAGAGCACGCUACCGUAACGCCCGUACAACACUCCUUACUCUUCUAAACAUGGACAUCAUACCGAUCGUCAAUGAGAAUGACACGGUCUCUGUCUCCGAAUUACGGUUCGGUGACAACGACACCUUGUCCGCAAUCACGGCCGCAUUGGUCGAUGCCCACUACCUCUUUCUCUGCACUGAUGUCGAUGGACUGUACACUGCCAACCCGCGGUCCGAUCCAAAUGCGCGACGCUUGGGUGUCGUGAGCACUGUCAGCAGCGCGAGGAAGGCAGUGCACGUUGCUAGCAUGGGAAGUAAUUUUGGAACGGGUGGGAUGCAGACAAAACUCAUCGCUGCUGAGCUAGCAACAGCGGCUGGUGUCGCAACUGUCAUUCUGAACGGCAUGACACCAAGCAACAUCGUCAAGAUCAUAGACGCAGGAAUACCCGCGAUGCCUCCGAAAGGAGGCUCGGCAAACUCACAUGCAGCAUCAACAGCAAUAGUCGAACAUCCGUCACCACUCGUAACAGCCGGCGACGCGUCAGGGACAUCGACGCCUGGUAAUGUAACACCCGAUGCCCUCACAUCAUCGGUUUCCUCUCUGUCUGAAGACGCCUCCCAAAUCGGAAUUCCUCCUCUCUCAUCACCGCCUCACACGCUUUUCCUACCGCAUUCCAACCCUUUGCCUUCUCGCAAAUGGUCGAUUCUGCACGCUAUGCACCCCUCGGGCAGUCUGAUUAUGGACGAAGGUGCCUACCGCGCGAUCACGCGCGCAGACAGUGGUGGGCGACUACUGCCAGCAGGUGUUAUCGGCGUCGCGGGGAACUGGGAACGGAUGCAGGCCGUCCGCCUCGUUGUCAGACGGAAGCGAAAAGUGGUGGCUGAUACUCAGACAGAGAAGGAGCGCGGGGAACAGAGAAAGGACGAAAAAGACGUGGAAGAUGUGGAGAUUGGGCGCGGGUUGGCAAAUUACACCUCAAUCGAAUGCGAGCGUAUAAAAGGGCUGAAGAGCUCGCAAAUCGCGGCGACGUUGGGUUUUGCCGACUCGGACUACCUCACCGAUCAGAUCGCACUACAUAACUUGCAAUUAGAAGACAACUUCCACGAAUGAAAGGAAUGUUACCUCCAUGUCACUGCAACAAAGAG
This is a messenger RNA of Tilletiaria anomala UBC 951, 1618 nucleotides long. RefSeq names its product glutamate 5-kinase. The transcript is spliced from 3 exons. The record is from RefSeq and is a predicted model, not a curated record. The coding region runs from base 81 to 1583 and encodes 500 amino acids. Gene Ontology annotation, molecular function: RNA binding; ATP binding; glutamate 5-kinase activity. Gene Ontology annotation, cellular component: cytoplasm; cytosol. Lineage: Eukaryota; Fungi; Basidiomycota; Exobasidiomycetes; Georgefischeriales; Tilletiariaceae.